Messenger RNA from Podospora bellae-mahoneyi, 2579 nucleotides. RefSeq lists its product as uncharacterized. The record is from RefSeq and is a predicted model, not a curated record. The transcript has 2 exons. Bases 1 to 387 code for a protein of 128 amino acids. NCBI's taxonomy places the organism in Eukaryota, Fungi, Ascomycota, Sordariomycetes, Sordariales, Podosporaceae.
AUGCCGCAACUGCCUGCUGCUCUUAAAUUUCGGACGUCCUCUCUUAUCCCACCGAAUCUCGCCAAACUUGCUCAGCGUCUCGAGCUUGCCGUUGCCGAGCUUGACGUUGGCGGACCGGAUGACGCGCACGUCGAGGGCGAGCGUCUUGCGGACCUGCUCGUUGGCCUUGAUGCCGCAGUCGUAGCGCAUGAUGAAGUAGUGGCCCUUUGUGUGGCGCUGCUGGCCGCGGGAGAUGGCCUGGGGGAGGGAGAAGGUGCCCCAGUUGCGGAUGUCGCGGAUGACACCCCCCUGCUGGAGGAUGAUCUUGCCGGCCGUGAGGACCAGCUCUUUUACUUCGGGGAGGUGCCCGGAGCGGACCUGGAAAAACAAGAAGGAGCUUUUUGUUAGAAAUCGGGUGGUUUGCUGGUUCUGUUUCGUUUGAAAGAGGGCUCGGCGAGGGGGGACAUACAAUGCCGAUUGUCUCGUACAACAUGGUUUGUCUCUUCUUUCCUUUGUCGUCGUCGCUCGGUUUGUCUUUCGUGGGGGAAGGAUGGUUGGCGGCGCGGGGCUGUUCGACAACCUAUUGCUCGCUCGUCGCCGCAGGUUGUUGGAGGGCGUUAUAUCAAGGGUGGCGCUGGUGACAGGUAGAAUCAAUGGCUGCUGCUGCGCUGGGAAUGAGGUGUGGGACGGGAGCUUCAACUAUCACGGUUGCGACUCCCCGGCGGUGGUUCUUGGGCUGCCCACACUCCGCUAUGAGCUCUGCCUCUGCUCCGGGAAAUUUUGACGGCAAGUUCCGAUUGUGGGUUUCCUGCCGCAUGGCAUUCCUUGGCGCAAGGCAAGGCUACACAGCCCCGUGGAGAAGGCUGCCAAAACUUGGUGUCUUAUAUAACGGAAUUUUCUUUGGUGUGAGCUCCCAAGACUUCUUCAAAUCGAAACGGCUUAAAUCAAGCAUUCAUACCACAUCACCAACUCACCAUCCCGCCAAAGUUUCAGGGUUAUUCAGGUCAACAAUCAUGGUCGUGUCAAUAGAUGCCAGAUGACUCACAAGCAACUACAUUAAAGCCGCUCUAGAAAGUAGCACUACCAACUUCAUUAAAGAUAAAACUUCCAAAACCAUCGGAUCCGCAUUUGCUCUCCCAAUUUCCGCACUCAUUCCCGUUGUAUUGUACAAGUAUUCGAAACCUAUACCACCACAGACUCCCUACAGCAGUUCCCACUUUUUGUUGCUAGUCGCACCUCUUUCCUUCCACAGUCCACUCCAACAAAAGAAACGGCGCCUCGCGAUUCCCGAAGCUUGCUACAGCUUAUAUACGCAAAGAAACGAAACGGGCCAACAUUGCAAAGAGCAAACAGAAAGCAAACCAAGGAAACGUUGCCAGUAGGCAACUUAGUUGUACCCCACAACCCCUCACUCUGCUCGGUAAACUCAAACACGUUUUUGUUGGUCCCCUCUGGCGAACCAGCUUGUCUCACAGGCAGCAGCUCUGUGGUACAACUUGUCCUGCAGAUCUGGGGCUUUCAAAAGGAGAAGCCAGACUCCCUCACAAAUGUGCUGGGAACAUGGUAUGAAGAGACUCGUCCACCAGUGAGAAUGCUAGUCCGAAUCGCGGUCUUGGCCGGGCAUGUCAAAGGCUGGCUUCAAGUUCUCCCACGCACCGUCGACAUAUUCCCUACCCAAAACCUGUCAGUAUUGGUUAUGCGUCAAAGAUAAAAGAAACACCAGCGCACUCACUUAUUACUCCUCACGAUCCUCACCCCCCUCUGGUGCAUAAACUCCAAAAAUCUCUUCUUUGUCCGAUCACGCUUGAACUCGGCGAGCAUGUCUCCCUUUUUGGGUUGCAGAUGCGCCUUGCGCCGAAUGAUCACCCUGUGGCUGCCUGGGCCGUAGACAAUCUCCUCGCAGUCCACAGUCCGGAGAUGGAAGUUGUACGGCUCCUUGAACACGGCCCACUUGGGGGGGCGGAGCUGUUUGAGCACUUGGUGUUCGCAGUAGCCGGGGUGCGCGUCGUCCACCCAGUGCCAGUAUUGAGUCACCCCCGGAUUCGUCGAUACCUCGGCCGUCUUGAUUUGAUUCACCCGCCAGUCAAUCUGCUCGAGCCGGUCAUCGGAACAAGAGUCUACAUCGGUGAAUCCGUGGUAGUAGAGGUCCGGCGUGUUGCUUGGAUCUACAGUGGACGUAACGCGGAUCUUUUUCUUUGCCUGCGGCGGCGGGGGGGUGGCAUUGGCUGCCCGGAUCAGAGGCAUGCCCUCGUCGUCCGAGUCGGCUAUAGGAGCAGAAGGGGGGUUCCCAGAUCGCGAACGUGGCCUUGGUUUGUGAUCAAGUCCUGCUGGCUUUCGAGGGGAUGAACGUGGGCGAGGCUCCGGCUGCUGCGGCUGAAGUUGCUGCGGUUCAGGUUCAGGUUCUGCAUCCUCCUGUUUGGGCGGGAUUGGCGCUGCCUUGGGCGUUGCGUGUGGUUCCUUCCGCUUCAACGCCCUUGGCGUAAGUUUCGAACCGUUGUCCUCCUGCCCAGGAGUCUGAGUUUUAGGCUUGGUUGCUGACUUGUGCGGGCGACCAACACUGACAAUUCCAUUCUUGGCCCGGACCUGGGCGUGCUUGGGGU